CGUCAUCACUAACUAAAUAUUUGAUAAUACACUAAGGUGCGGGCAACUAAAACGUCGAUUUUGAUUUGAAUUACUCAAGUUGAUUUUCAAAGCUCAAAUUUCAGGUUUUAAAGGCCGGAGGCGCGUGGAAGGUCGAAUGGCGAAUCAAAUGUUUUGAGUUUAGUUUCACUUAAAAAUAUUAUGUUUAGUAAAGUAUUUUUAAAUAAGAUAUUUAUUUCUUUAUUUUCACAUUAAAUAUUUAUUUAUAGUCAUGAUUUUUCCGCGUGCGUAUUCAUUUAAAUUUAAAAUGGAUUUGGGUGUCACACAUAUAUUGGAUUAUGCAAUCAUUCUCACCACAUUUGUCCAAUCUCAUUUAAUAUUUUCUCUCUCUCUCUCUCUCUCUCUCUCUCUCUCUCUCUCUAUAUAUAUAUAUAUAUAUAUAUAUAUAUAUGUCCGCGUACAGUACGUACACGAAAUCAAAUAUUUUCACUUAAUAUUUGUGUUUAAUUUUUUGUCAUAAUAUAAUAUAUUAGAUUUAUUCGUUUAUAUUAUAUAUUUUAUUAAAUUUUCAAUUUGAUUUGAUUACUCUGUAUUUUUUUUGUAUCACUUAAAUACAUUUAUAAAUUUUUAUAAUACGUAUGAAUAAUCGGACCGUGCGAAGCACGGGUAUAAUACUAGUUUAGUCGAAUAAACAUAUCGCUAUAGCCUAUAGGUUUCACAAAAUGAAAAAAAAGCAUCUCAAUCCAACAAAACUAGUAGUAUUAGUUUGAUCCAAAAAAAAAAACAUAUUUAUAUCUUUUAGUGAAAAUCAUGUAUAUACUUUUAUGAAACUAUGUAACGUUAUCUCUUGCAUUUGAUUUUGGAGUUUGGCCUAAAAAGCUUCUAUAAUAUAUUUAAAACUGGCCCAAUUCAUAAUUUCAGAAAUGGGUUUUAGGUGUCUAACAAAAAAAAUAAAAUAAAAAAUCCAAUUCCUUGGGUGAAUUUAUAACUAACCAAUUCGUUAAAAGUUGGUAUAGGUUAUGUAUAGUAAUUGAGUCCAAUUUCGAAUAAUUUUGUAGCAAUUGAGAGAAAUUUUGACCAGAUUCACAAGAAUUUAUUAAAAUAGCAUAUUCAUGCAGUAAAAUGGAUAAUGUCCUCUUCUUCAUGCAUAAAAAGUAAAUACACAAAACAAUCGUAUCUAAAAAAAACUAAUCAAAUAAAAUCAAAUUCUAAAAUAAUAGCAAGAAAUUUCUGAAAUCCAAACAAUAAUAUAAAAAAAAAAUCCGCCUGAAUUUAUGACAAUUUCACUUUGAAGUAAAUGCAUUUAAUAAUCUUAAUUAAAAAGGGGCUGUACUUCAUGAUUAAUCACACCAGAAAAACAAUUAUUUUAGGUUCACUCUAUAACAUAGAUCCACCUGUCUACUAUGAUAGACUAGUAUCCAUUAUUCAACUGCAUGGACUUUGAUUAUUCUUCACAACCACCACCUUUUUCUUUGAUUAAUUUCUUUAUAUUUUUCCCUUUGUUUGCUUCCAUCUCAAGAUUUUUCAAACCAUGAUGUUGAUGAUUAAUUUGUUGGCCUGUCAUCCAGCCAGACACCUAAAAGCCUAAUCAUAACUUCCCCAACCAGAUUAGAUUCUUCAAAAUUUUGCAUUUCCCCAUUUUCUCAAUCAAAAAAAUUCAAGAAAAUGAUCAUGAAUUCAUAAGUGGUAAUUACCAAGAUGAAGAUGAAUAAGUUGAAGUUAUUGCCAAUGAUCCCUUGUUCCAAUAAAUCAUGCUUUCUGAGCUCUGUAGUGGCUCUAAUGGUGCUAGUAGUGACACUGUCACAUCUCUGUGAUCAAACCAAGAGAUUAUCAUCCAAAUACACCACAAUUAGUCACACACAUUUGCAGCCUAGGAGGGCACCUUCAAAGGGGCCUAAUGCACCUCCAAUCUUGGCCUACUGGAUCCUCGGAACGAAGGGCGAAAACCGGAGGAUGAUGAGGCUUUUGAAGGCCAUCUACCAUCCAAGAAACCACUACCUUCUGCAGCUUGAUUCAUCUGCUUCUCAUCAUGAGAGAUUGGAGCUAUCCAUUUGGGCUCAUUCUGAGAUGGUGUUUGAACAGUUUGGGAAUGUUGAUGUUGUUGGGAAGAGCUAUGCUGUGAACCCAAUGGCUGCAUCAGGAUUGGCUGCAGUGCUCCAUGCCGCGGCCUUGAUCCUCAGGCUGCGCGAGGAUUGGGAUUGGUUCGUGCCGUUGAGCACCUCAGAUUAUCCAAUCUUGCCUCAAGAUGAUAUUCUCUAUGCUUUUAGUUCACUGCCUAAAGAUGUCAUUUUUAUGGGAUACAACAAUGCUACUUCCUUUCAAAAGAGGCAAAGUGCUAGGCAGAUUGUUGUGGAUCCAAGUCUAUACCUCACAAAGAAGGCUUCCAUUUUCUAUGCUGUAGAAACUAGAGAAAAGCCAGAUGCAUUUGAGAUAUUUGGAGGUUCACCUUGGAUGGUGCUAACAAGAGGCUUCUUGGAGCAUUGUGUGAAUGGAUUGGACAACCUUCCUAGGAAGUUACUAAUGUACUUCAACAAUGUUGUCUUCCCACUUCAAUCCUACUUCCAAACUGUCCUAUGCAACACUCCCCACUUCCAAAACAACAUCUUGGUGAACAAUGACUUAAGGCAUACUGAGGCACACUUGUCACACACCCAUCCUUCACCAGCAGCAAUCUUCGCGACGCCAUUCAGAAAAGACGACCCUCGGAUGCAAGAGAUCGAUGAGAAGCUUCUCAAUCGCGGCCGUGGCAAGUUUGUGCCCGGGAAAUGGUGCAAUCAAACAGGGCUAGUGAAUCACACUAGUGCAGUGAGAAGUGGUCAAUAUUUGUGUUCAAUUUGGGGAGAUAUUGAUGCUGUGCAGCCAAGUGUUAAAGGGAUUGAGUUGAAAGACUUCUUUUUGAGAGGUGUGGGAGAGAAGAAUAUGGCAAGUAGCCAGUGCACAAGCUAUGUCAUGCAUGAAGCUACAAAGAUUUAAUGUAACAUAAUGAUGGUUUUGUCAAUAGUUUAAGAUAGUUUGCAGCAUAUUUUUUUUUUAAAAAAAUUGAGAUUUAAUUUGAGGGCCUAACUUCUUGCAGUAGUAUGCAAGAUUGUUUAGAAUUAGUCAAUUCUAUUUCAAAUGAUAAUAGUAGAAUUGUCAAUCAUGAUCUCAA
Molecule: messenger RNA, 3127 nt
Organism: Salvia miltiorrhiza (redroot sage)
Lineage: Eukaryota; Viridiplantae; Streptophyta; Magnoliopsida; Lamiales; Lamiaceae
Product: beta-glucuronosyltransferase GlcAT14C-like
Exons: 6
Coding region: 1678-2952 (424 amino acids)
Cellular component (GO): membrane
Molecular function (GO): glucuronosyltransferase activity
Source: RefSeq, a predicted model, not a curated record